UACAUUUAAGCUAACAAUUUUGCAUGCAACUCUUCCAUGGAUAUACUUUCCAUAAUUAUGCAAAUUUACUCUUUUUCCUAAUUCUACAGCUGCCAAUGGGGACAACGUGAGCUCAGUGGAUAUAGCUGAGGUACAGUUCAUAGUGAAUGAGAUACGAUCUGCUCUGGACACACCUCCACCAGAGAAUCGUGAUGGUAUUGACUUUUCUUCUUUACACACCAAUUUCAAGAGUGACUCUGAAAACAGUCGAGCUCCGAACGCCUUAACUGAACUGGAUAGCGAAAAGCCUGUCUUGGAUUUAAAAGAUUUAAUUGGUUUCUACACACAAUGUUCACAAGAACCUUCAGAGAAUCGUGACAGCCUCUUUUUACAACCCAAGAGUGCCUCUGAAAACAGUCGAGCUUCAAACGCCUCAACUGAACUGGAUAGUGGACAGCCUCUCCUGGCUUCAGAAGAUUUGACUGGCUUCUACACACAACCUUCGCAAGAACCUUCAGAGAAUCGUGUACAAACCAAGAGUGGCUCUGAAAACAGUCGAACUUCAAACGCCUCAACUGAACUGGAUAGCGAACAGCCUCUCCUGGCUUCAGAAGAUUUGAGUGGCUUCUACAAUGAUUCUCCACUUAUUAAAGUACAUAGCUCCCGUAGCACUGGGAAUUCAACAGGUGAUGGCCAAUCUUCUCUGAAUCAGCCGAAACUUGAUCGAAUGAAACAGGGGAUGUCAAAACUUGAAAACAAUGUCCUUCUAUCAGUAAAAGAAGAUCUGAAAGAAAGUAUGUUUAUGAAUCCAGAACCCGAACAAAGAGAGUCUCUACUCUCUCCCACCACCACCAAAACUCGCAAGGUUACUGAUGGCAGAAAAAUCCAAAACAAAGUACAUGUAAGUUUCCCUGCAGAGAGAAUGGUAGAUAAGCAACUCUCAACUAGUAGUGAAGAAACAGACGAAACGAGUAAGGCCGGUGAUGAUAUUUCCCAAUCAAAUAUGUCAAUUUCAACACGGCAUGUGUCCAUUUCCUCAAAACUUCGUCGAACGAAAAAUUCUGCAAUUCAUUCACGAGCAAUUCAAUCAGCCGCUGCCAAAAUUCAGUUAUCGUACUCUGGUAAUAGUGCCAGUCGAGUACAUAGCUCUAUGGCAAGUGGUGUAGCUAGGAGCAGAGAGUUGUUGUCGGGUGUGUCCAGUCCACAGCGACCGCAGGUGGUGUUGGAUUGUCAGAGUGAGCUCAACGAUAUUCGAUUACUGACAGAAGACUUUCUGAAAUCCGUGAAUCCGCCUGAGAUGAGUAUAUCCCGUCCCUCUACCCCAGAAACUACUGAACAGCCCUCCAAAAUACAAACCAGACAGAGGGGGGUUAGUCGCAAUGGGUCGAAACACCUCUUCAUCCUGACAGAAGAGGAGGCUGACAAAACACCAGACUCAUCGACGCAAGAGGAGAUUUCCAUUGAGAGGGAGAGACUAGACAGAGAGAGAGAGGAGAGGGCGAGGGGAUUGAGGGAUGAGUUGGAGCAGAGUUUAGAUACCCGUGAUGCCAUUAGAAUGAGAAGGCAGCAGCUGGCUGAGGCUGAAAGACAUGCCCAAGAAGCUGAGGCUGAGAGACAGCAAGUGCUGGAUGAGGAGAGAGCUUUCAAGGCAAAGAGAUUGGAACAGGAGAGAGGCAAACAUCUGGAGAAACUGAAAAGGGAAGCGGACGAGAGGCAUAACCACGACCUAUACUAUGAAGGCAUGCUUGAAGACCACUACAGAAUCAUUCAAGUUUGGGAUGAAGUAGACUUUGCUUACAUGUCAUAUUUUCUCGGACAAGAAUUUUCUGAAAAUAUUCGCAAGAAAGAACAAGAUGAGAUUUGUUUAAAGAAAGAGAAAAUGGAAAUGUUUGUUAAAGAAGCUCUCGAUUUUCAACACAGAGAAUUGAUGCAAAAACUCGUUAUUGCUCAGAAAAAAUUCAUGUCUGGAUUAGAAAAUGAAGUUGAAGACUUGGAACAUUUAGUGUGCAUAUCUAGAGCGUUUAUAUAUUCCUACUUCAAGGGAGCACCUGAACAAACUUUACAAUAGUGUGCCAGAAAAUUUGCUUUAAUUAAUUACUGUCUUUGUGCCGGUUUUUUCAAUUUGUAAUGUAACGAUCUCUUCCAUUC
This is a messenger RNA of Halichondria panicea, 2127 nucleotides long. RefSeq lists its product as uncharacterized. The record is from RefSeq and is a predicted model, not a curated record. NCBI's taxonomy places the organism in Eukaryota, Metazoa, Porifera, Demospongiae, Suberitida, Halichondriidae. Bases 707 to 2047 code for a protein of 446 amino acids. The transcript is spliced from 5 exons.